Molecule: messenger RNA, 4162 nt
Organism: Actinia tenebrosa (Australian red waratah sea anemone)
Lineage: Eukaryota; Metazoa; Cnidaria; Anthozoa; Actiniaria; Actiniidae
Product: protein mesh
Biological process (GO): cell-matrix adhesion
Source: RefSeq, a predicted model, not a curated record
UUUGUCAGCUGCGAGGGCACGACAUCAGUGGUGCAACUUCUUCAACAGCGCCAACAAGAACACUUCGGUAGGACAAGGAUUCUUCCUUAGGUCGGCUCCAGAAAACUAGACUUUACUUCUUUCAACGCUCCUAUAAUUCCUAACGACCUGAGCAUUGCAAAUUUGCUCGAGUUUGCAAUGACAAGCUCUCGUAAUCGACAGAAGACUGCUCUUCUGGUGUUUUUGGUCAGUUUUGUCUUCAAUCCGUGUCAUUGCCUUCCGGUAGAACAGUUCUACCCAUUCGGUAGUUUGACGAAUGACAGAAGAGUGCCUACAAAUGAUGAUGGCAGUUCUGGCUGGGUCAGCAUUACUAUGCCAUUUCCAUUCUUCGACAACUACCACGACAGGCUCUAUGUUAAUACCAACGGCGUGGUGUCUUUUCUGAUACAAGUGUCGAAAUUUACUCCCGACCCCUUCCCCCUGGGAAACAACGAACGUCUGCUUACUGCGUUCUGGGCAGAUGUCGAUACGACGAAAGGUGGUAAGGUUUGGUACAGAGAAACAACCGACCAAGCAAUACUUGAAAAGGCGACCAACGACAUCAGGCAGACGUUUGUGAAACAGUUCAACUUCGUUGCCACGUGGGCUUUUAUUGCAACAUGGGAUCGAGUUGCCUUUUUUGGAGCGAGUGGUUUAAACAGAAACAGAACAAACACAUUCCAGGCGAUCUUGAUAUCAAAUGGCCGACAUUCCUUUGUCAGGUACAACUACGACUCUAUCGUCUGGACAACGGGAACUGCUAGUGGUGGUGACGCACAGGGACUUGGAGGCACUCCUGCUCAGUGUGGAUUCAACGCUGGUGAUGGCAUACGAUAUUUUACGAUUCCUGGAUCAAGAACAGACGCUAUUCGCAAUCUUACCAAAACGUCAAACGUUGCAAUGCCAGGGGUGUGGAUGUUCCGUAUUGAUAAUUUUGACAUUGAAGGAGGAGGGUGCAACGUCAGAGGAUCUCUUAGCAUCUCUCCCAGCUUCGGCUCCAUGUUAGGAGGAGAUAACAUACUCGUAGCUGGUCCAUGUUUCCAACCAUAUGACCGCAUUAUAUGCAAAUUCGACGGCGAAAAAGAGACCAAAGGAACCUAUAUCAAUGCCAUACGAGCAUUCUGUGCUGUUCCCAUGGCAAACAAGACUGGUAGAGUACCCUUAAGGGUUUCCCGUAACAACGGUGGGAGCUUCGACUUCCAUGGACUAUUCACUUACGUCCCAAUCACCAAGGUCAUCCCGCGGGUUACCCGCAACAGUCCUGAUACUUGGGUGGAAGGCGUAAACGUUGAGAUAACCUGGGAUAGUGGACUGCUCGGUAACUCGUCCCAAAUGGUUUCAGUACAAGUAUCAAGAUAUGUGAAAAACGACGAUGACAUUCGGUUCCACAGUCACUAUACUGUUAUCAGUACGCGCCCAAACGAUGGCAGGUGUAUCAUUAAUGUGCCUCCUGGACAAGGUGAAGGAGACGAGGAUGGAAGGUUCAUUACCCUAGUCAGGGUCGUACAAGAGCCAUUGUGCCAGACCCAUUAUCGCGCCGCGUGGAUCUGGAGUGAUGUUUUCAUGUGGUUGAACUUUAACAGUGCCGGGGUUCGAUGUAAAAAUUGGGCCAAUAAUGAACCAAACCCUAGACAGUUUACAGAGGAUACGACUUUCCUUGCAUGUCCUCGGAACCUCCUUCAAGCCAUGGCAGACCGGGGAAGGUACACCGAAGAUGAAUUUUGUCACACGAAAAACGAAGAUGGCUGCGCUAUGUAUCACCGAGGAGCUAAACUUUGUAUAAGGACCAUUACUCCGAGUGAUCAAGGAGCUGGUCAACAGUGUUGCUACAAUCACCAAGGUAACCUCAUGCUUAAAUUUGGUAGCGCGGGAAGUCUGGACCGAGUACAUGUCGACAAAGGGAUUCCAUACAUCAGCCAUUUUUUCCACGACAUUGUUCCAUAUUUGGACUGCUGUUUUUUGUCAAGUGGUGCAAGCUGUCGGAACUAUUAUAUAAAACGACCAUCCGACAAUGGACAAUACUAUGAACCACCCCGACCCGCCACUGCUUUUGGCGAUCCCCACAUGAUCACGCUCGAUGGAGUGGAAUACACUUUUAACGGCUACGGUGAAUUUAAAAUACUCAAUGUUCCGCUCUGCGACUUCACGCUACAGGGAAGAAUGGAACCACUGACUCGCCGCGAUAUGGGCACAGUGUACACUGCUUUUGCAACCAAAGAGAAUGGGUCCCACACUGUACAGAUUCAACUCAAUGGAAGAGGAAUGGUUGAUGUUCUCUUAAACGGUGAAAUGGCGGAACUUGAACAGGAAGGGAUCACAGAGUUCACGGGGGUAUCCAUACUGAAGUACGCUAACUUGACUAAAUACUCAGUGAUAUUUCACUCGGGGAUAUCAGUUACCUUGACUGGAACUCCUCAUCUACUUCAGAUGAUACUACUCGUACCACAGAAGUUCAAAGGCAACACAAGUGGUCUCCUUGGUUACUGGGAUGACGACAAGGAAAAGGAUUUCCUUCUUCCAGAUGGUACAUUCAUGGAAACGAAUUCCAGCGCAAGAAAAAUUCACUACGAUUUUGCUGCAAAAUGGGAAACAAAGGCAUUCGAAUCACUCUUCAAGUACCAUCAAGGAAAGGACCACUCGUCCUACUCUCGUCCCUCCUACCAACCCACCUUUAUCAACAAAGACGACAUCAAUUUUAAUAACUAUGACCUCGAGAGACAGGCGCGGGCUGCCUGUGGUGGGAAUGUUCAGUGUCUGUUUGACAUUAGUGUGACAAAGAAGGUUGACAUCGGAGUGGCUUCCCGCCAAACGUACUCUGAGUUUUCAGCUAUUUUGAGUGCUACUACUAAGAAAGCUUGCAUUCCAAUCUAUCCAAAUAUCCCGGGUGCAGUUGUGAACAGAAAUGACACUCCUGAUGGCAAGAUCACAUACCAAAUCACAUGUAGCAAGGAUUACCACAUGAAAGGCUCGGGGGAUCUGUCCUGUAAAGAUGGCGAGUGGAAUGGAACUGUGCCCACAUGUGCAAAGGAAGAUAGUCGUCUCACAACCUACCUCAUUGCGGGUGCAGUCGUUGUCGUAGUACUCAUAAUAAUAGCUGUCCUCAUAUAUAUUUACUGUAAAAAGUCAAGCAGCAAGACAACUAACCCAAAUACCACGGUACAAGAGAUGAACAGCAAGCCCAGCGAUGUGCAACAGCGACCUAAUCAUGUCUUGUCUUUUACCAAUAACGUAGCGUGAAGAAUAUGCGCAUGCGCUAUUGCUGAUGAUUGCUGACCAGAACAUACGCAGGCUCUUUAGAACUCAAAGUCCAAAUAAUGGCUUGUAGGAACUAGAAACAUAAGAUGUAGUUGCAUUGCUGUAUAGUAUAGUACUUAGGGAAAAGAAAAAUCAUAUCCAUGUCAGCCUCGUAUUAUAUGCACGAUACGUUUGGGAAGGGUCCAUUUUGUGGGUAGAUGGACCCGGAUAUACGUCACUGAUAACUUAAAAGCUUUGGGAUCGUUAGAGGGUGGUGUAUUUUAGUAUUGUAUUCGUAUUUGUACUUUUCUUCUUUUUUUAAAAAUAUAUAUCAUAUAUUCCUCUUUUACUCCGACGAAGGACUAGCGUCCGAAACGUCAGUAAAUUUUUUUGAUCUUUUAACGGUGUAUAAUUUACCUUUUUAUCAUUCUUACUGUUUCAUUAGAAACACCGACGCAGCUCACACUAGUUUUAGUAGUUAGUUAUCUCUUCUUAUACACCUAUUUCAAAAAACAUUGUCAUCGUGAUUGAUGGUGAUGUGAUAAUUAUGGUUUCGUCGAAUACAAAGGCAUCAAAUCAGUCUCAACACUAAGGUCCAUGUUCUUGACGAGAAUAAGAAGCAGAAACACAAGUCAUUCCAGCUAUUCUUGGAUCUUGGAAUGACCUAUCUCCUAUCGCUUUGCGCCUAUCGCUUAUUGCCUAUCGCCUUUGGCGAUGACAACGUUUAUUGAAAUAGGUGUAUAUUCACAUAUGUUUUAUGGCUGUUUAUUUAAGCUUAUCUUUGUUAAUAUAGUUAUCUUGUAUUGGUCUUUUUAUAUUGUCAUCAUUUUAUAGGACCCUAAUGUAAAACACGCUUGUGACUGAGGCAUUCCCAACUCGAUCAUUAUUAUAUGUGUGUCUUUUGCUAAAA